UUUAGCCCACACCUAUUUUGGAAUUAUUUCAAUUAUUUCGUGAGUGAGUAUAACCAGUUAAAAUAUUUAAAAAUGUCAGAAGAAACAAUUAUGUCAAUGAAUGAUCCGGCGAUUAAACUUGAACCACCCGAAUAUUCAGAAGAAGACAUUAAACACGAAAUUCAGGAUGAUAUUGAUGUUUCUGAUGAUAUUGUUAAAUCUGAAUCGUGUUCUGCGGAUGAUGAAACCUGUUUAGAAAGAUUUAUGAACUCUGAAGUGACAAUCGAAGAAGAAGUCAAACAGGAGCUAGUUGAGACAUCAGUUUAUGAAUGUGACAUUUGUAAUCAAUCAUUUGCAGAAUCUGAUCAAUUAAAAGAGCAUAUGGUCGAUCACAAGCCUAUUAAUAGCAAGGAACGCCGUUUCAAAUGCGAAAUCUGUCAUAAGACUUUCAAACCAAAACGUUGUCUGAAAAUUCACAUGCUUUUGCACAGUGGAGAACGCCCCUAUAAAUGCAUUAUAUGCAACAAAGCUUUCAGACAAUCAGGUGAUCUGAAAAAACACAUGCUCAUUCACAUUGGUGAGCGCCCCCAUAAAUGCAGUAUAUGCAAUAAAACAUUCACACAAUCAAGUAAUCUGAAACAACACAUGCUGAUUCACAAUGGAAUACGACCCCAUCAAUGCGAUGUUUGUAAUAAGACUUUCACACAAUUAGGUUCUCUGAGAACUCACAUGCUGAUCCACAAAGGAAUACGACCCCAUCAAUGCAAUGUUUGUAAUAAGACAUUCACACGAUCAAGUCAUCUGAAUACACACAUGAUCAUUCACAUUGGUGAACGCCCCUUCGUUUGUAGUGUAUGCAAUAAAACAUUCACACAAUCAGGUAAUCUGGAUAAACACAUGCUGAUUCACAAAGGAAUACGCCCCCAUCAAUGCGAUGUUUGUAAUAAAACAUUCACACAAUCAAGUAAUCUGGAAAAACACAUGCUGAUUCACAAAGGAAUACGCCCCCAUCAAUGCGAUGUUUGUAAUAAAACAUUCACACAAUCAAGUAAUCUGGAAAAACACAUGCUGAUUCACAAAGGAAUACGCCCCCAUCAAUGCGAUGUUUGUAAUAAGACUUUCAGACAAUCAGGUGAUCUGAAAAAACACAUGCUGAUUCACAAAGGAAUACGCCCCCAUCAAUGCGAUGUUUGUAAUAAGACUUUCAGACAAUCAGGUGAUCUGAAAAAACACAUGCUAAUUCACAAAGGAAUACGACCCCAUCAAUGCAAUGUUUGUAAUAAGACAUUCACGGUGUUAGGUAAUCUCAAACGUCACAUGAAACUUCACAAUUGAAUUCAUCUCAAUGAAUGCAUUAUUUGUAAUAAUAAAUUCACACAUUUGAGUCUUCUGCAAAGACACAUGCUGAUUUAUCGCAGAAAGCAUCCUUGAAAAUGAAGUAGUCAAUAAGGAAUUUACUCAAUUGAAUUUUUUGAAAACAUUGCAAUUUAGAGUCGAAAA
Molecule: messenger RNA, 1479 nt
Organism: Ctenocephalides felis (cat flea)
Lineage: Eukaryota; Metazoa; Arthropoda; Insecta; Siphonaptera; Pulicidae
Product: zinc finger protein 271-like
Exons: 1
Coding region: 73-1314 (413 amino acids)
Biological process (GO): regulation of transcription by RNA polymerase II
Molecular function (GO): DNA-binding transcription factor activity; RNA polymerase II cis-regulatory region sequence-specific DNA binding
Source: RefSeq, a predicted model, not a curated record